GCGCAGAACGGUGGGAACCUUGUGUGGAAGGCUCCCUGCAAGUGAGCGUUCGCUUCCCCCGGUCGCAUUUUGAGCAGCGCACCCGGAAGGCCAGGCCUGCGGGGCAAGAUGGAGUUCCUGCAGGUCCUGAGGCGAGGACUGCAGCAGGUCAGCGGCCACAACGGCCUCCGAGGCUGGCUGCGAAUGCUCUUCAGGGCAAAUGAUGUGAGGGUUGGUACAUUAGUGGGGGAAGACAAAUAUGGAAACAAGUACUAUGAAGACAACAAGCAGUUUUUUGGCCGUCACCGAUGGGUUAUAUAUACUACUGAAAUGAAUGGCAGAAAUACAUUCUGGGAUGUGGAUGGAAGCAUGGUGCCCCCUGAAUGGCUCUUUCACCUUGGAUUGGUUGCUCAGCUUUUCCUUAUCUUUUAUGACCUUGGCACUUUUGAAAAUUACAGGCACCGUUGGCUUCACUGUAUGACUGAUGACCCUCCAACAACAAAACCACCUACUGCUCGUAAAUUCAUUUGGACAAACCAUAAAUUCAACCUGAGUGGCACUUCAGAGCAAUAUGUACCUUAUUCCACCACUAGAAAGAAGAUUCAGGAGUGGGUCCCACCUUCAACACCUUACAAGUAAAGACAGUGAACAAUUUAAACAUGUAAAAUAUGAGGCUUUUCAUGUCAUUGCACUUUUGCUGCCUACUGUUAAUUAAAAUUAUUUGAUUAAACAAUG
Messenger RNA from Myotis daubentonii (Daubenton's bat), 714 nucleotides. It is a transcript of the gene NDUFA12, whose product is annotated as NADH:ubiquinone oxidoreductase subunit A12. The record is from RefSeq and is a predicted model, not a curated record. Gene Ontology annotation, biological process: response to oxidative stress. Gene Ontology annotation, cellular component: respiratory chain complex I; membrane. Lineage: Eukaryota; Metazoa; Chordata; Mammalia; Chiroptera; Vespertilionidae.